Molecule: messenger RNA, 3363 nt
Organism: Bombyx mandarina (wild silkworm)
Lineage: Eukaryota; Metazoa; Arthropoda; Insecta; Lepidoptera; Bombycidae
Gene: mus301
Product: mutagen-sensitive 301
Molecular function (GO): nucleic acid binding; ATP binding
Source: RefSeq, a predicted model, not a curated record
GUUUGUUUACAAAUAAAUUAAGUCUCAUUUUCAUAGUAAAUUAUUUAGGUAGGCAAUUUAUUUUAGUUCUUUAUGUCUACUAGAAUUUUACAAAAUGAAUUCAAAAGAUAAAAGAAACAUAGAACAUACUUCAACACCUAAACGUCGUCGUCUUUCACUCAGACGAAAAUGUUCAAAUUUAAAAACAUACAUUUACAAUGCACCUCAUGAAGAUUCUAUACCUGAAAUAGCUGAUGAAGAAACUAAUACGAUACACCGAUGUGAGUCACCACGUCUACCGUGUAACCAAGUUGAAUAUUUGAGUGAAUCUGGGAACAGUAGCGAUAUUCCAUGUUCCCCGGGAGUUUCGAAUAGCUAUGCCUUAAACAACAUCAGUAACUGGGAAUCACUAGUAUCAAGUGCAAAUAACAAGAGUUCUAGUCAUAUAAUUAAGCAAGAAAUUGAAAACAUAUCUGAUGAGAUGUUCUGUUCGCUGAUAGAAAAAUCUGUUUCUAAUCAAGAAGAAGUUGUUAUGAAAAAUGAUGAUAAUAAUGUUAAUAGUCAAGCCAAUCACAAUCAAAUCUUCAAGCUUAACUGUGGUUCCAAAGAUGAAUUAGAAACUAGAAAUGAACUUAUGCCUAUUUCUCCAAUAAUAAAUAGUAAAUCAUUUACUUUUAAUAAAGGAACUAAUCAAAAUGAAAAUAUCAAUGCCAGUACUAUUAAUUAUGAAGUAGAUAUUGAAAACUAUUUUGAUGAGAUCAACCAUACCAUAAGUAACUUCGAUACAGUAAAAUUGAAUAAAUCAUCCCUUUUUGAAACAAAGGAUUCAUUUUUACUUCACAUUAAAGAUGACAGUAUUCUAGGUCAAGAAUUCAAAUCGGAUAUUCAUGAUCUAGUUGAAAGAAAAUUAGAAACAAAAUUGAAUGACAAGCAAGCAGUAAUGAGUAAUUUGAAAAGUUCAAAUAGUUUUUAUGGGCUCCCGAUCUCUGCUAAAGAGCUAUUUAAAACUUUUAGGAAUAUAGAGAGGUUUUAUGAUUGGCAAGAGGAAUGUCUGAAUCUAGAUGCAAUAAAACAUAGAAGAAAUUUGAUAUAUGCUCUACCAACUAGUGGAGGGAAGACCUUGGUAUCUGAGGUUUUAAUGAUGAGAGAAGUCAUCAACAGGAAGAAGAAUGCUUUGUUCAUAUUACCCUAUGUUGCUAUUGUUCAGGAAAAAAUCUGGGCUUUGUCCCCGUUUGCAGUGCAGCUAGAUUUCCUAAUAGAAGAAUAUGCUGGUGGAAAAGGCAGUCUACCGCCAAAGAAACGACGCAAAAAGAACACUAUUUACAUUGCGACCAUCGAGAAGGGUUUGGCACUUGUUAGAAGUCUCAUAGAGCUGCGAAGACUGGACGAACUUGGACUUAUUGUGGUAGACGAACUUCAUCUUAUUGGAGAGAAAGGACGCGGCGGUACUCUAGAGACGUUGUUGACCACUGUCAUAUUCGUUAACCAGAAUAUACAAAUAGUCGGCAUGAGCGCGACGAUAGGGAACUUAAGCGAAGUGGCAACGUUCCUGAAGGCGGAAGUGUACGAACGUCACUUCCGUCCGGUGGAGCUGACCGAGUACGUGAAGCUCGGGAGCACGCUGCACAGGAUGCUGUGGACAGACGAGGGCUUGGAGCUUGUACCUGAUAGAGAGUUGGAUUUUAAUUACUCGGCGGAGCAGCGCGCGCGCGACCCGGACGGCGUGUGCGGGCUGCUGCGCGGGGGGCGGGGCGCGCUCGUGUUCUGUCCCACGCAGAGGAGCUGCGAGAACGUCGCCGCCACUGUAGCCGCCAUGUUGCCGCCAGAGAUGGCAGACGGUCGCGCCGAGGAACGCUUAGCUCUGGUUGAAGCUCUGAGGGCCGAGGGCUCCACCGACGCCCUGCUGCAGGCGGCGUCCUGCGGCGUGGCCUACCACCACGCGGGGCUUGCGACCGACGAGCGACACUUGUUGGAACAGGCCUUCAGGUCGGGGGUGCUGUCCACCAUAUGCUGCACGUCGACCCUGGCGGCCGGCGUGAACCUGCCGGCGGCGCGCGUGCUGCUGCGGGGCGCGGCGGGCGCGCGGGGGGGGCCGCCCGCGCUCUCCGCCGCCGCCUACCGACAGAUGGCGGGCCGGGCGGGCAGGGCGGGGCUCGCCGCCGCCGGCGAAAGCAUACUAAUAUGCAGCCCCCAGCAGUGGGAGCAUUUGAAGCCAGUACUGGAAGCGGGAGUGGCCCCGGUGACCAGCGUCCUGCGACCCUCACUAGAGAGCUUAAUACUGAGCGCCGUGACUCUACAGUUAGCGGACACUGGCCCCGAGCUGAAGAGACUGCUGGACUCCACGUUCAUGGCUGUCCCGAAGGCUGCUGAAAGCGCGGUCGCCGACACGAGGGCGGCGUGCCAGGAGGUGCUGCGGUCCCUCACGCGCGCCGGAGUCCUGGACGUUAAGGGCCAAAGGAAACUAAACCAGGACAAUGAUGAUGAGGAGCUAUACAACUCUCAGUUCGUCGUCAGCAGACUCGGACAAGCCGCUGUCAAAGGGUGCCUGUCGGUGGAGGCGGCGCGGCGGCUGGUGGCGGAGCUGCGUCGUGCGGCGCGCGGGCUGGUGCUGUGCGGGCCGCUGCACCUGCUGUACUUGGCGGCGCCGCACGACGACCCCGUGCGGCCCGACCCGAGACACUUCUACUCGCUGUACUGCGAACUGGACGACGAGGGCCUGCAGACAGCUAAGGCGCUCGGCAUCAACGAGACGAACGCGAUACGCAUGAUGACCGGGAGACCCAUGGUUUCCGUGUCGUCGCUGGUCGUGAGCCGGUUCUACAUGGCGCUGAUGCUGCGCGACCUCUGGCGACACAUGCCGCUGCACGCCGUGGCCGACAAGUACCUGGUGGGGCGGGGCCGCGUGCAGUGGCUGCUGACGGCGGGGUGCGCGGGGGCGGGGGGCGCGGCGGCGGCGUGCGAGGCGCUGGGGGCGGCGCCCUUCGCCGCGCUGCUGCAGCCGCUGGCGCUGGCGCUCAGGACGUGCGCUCACCCGCAACUACACCUGCUCAUGGAACUGCCUGCCGUGAAAAAAGCCCGUGCGCUGCAGCUGAUGCGUGCGGGAUACAAGAGAAUAGAAGACGUCGCUAAAGCUUCUCCAGAAAAUUUGACCUCCUCCAUCAGUCAUCUGUCCAGGACCGCCGCCACGCACCUCAUCAGUGCUGCCAGGAUGAUGCUCAUAGAAAAAGUUGAGAAUCUUCGUGCCGAAGCCGAAGACGUGAUGCAGGAACUGAAUUUAUGAGAGCGGACCGCGGACCGCGCCGGGAGAGUCGCGGGACUAGAUGCUGUAUGCGUCUGAAGUUAAGAGUGACAAUAACAGCGGCUACGAAUAUAUCACAGACAUCA